Molecule: messenger RNA, 2293 nt
Organism: Amphimedon queenslandica
Lineage: Eukaryota; Metazoa; Porifera; Demospongiae; Haplosclerida; Niphatidae
Product: single-minded homolog 2-like
Exons: 10
Coding region: 77-2131 (684 amino acids)
Biological process (GO): regulation of transcription by RNA polymerase II
Molecular function (GO): protein dimerization activity; RNA polymerase II transcription regulatory region sequence-specific DNA binding; DNA-binding transcription factor activity, RNA polymerase II-specific
Source: RefSeq, a predicted model, not a curated record
UUAGAACACAUAAUUCAUAGUAUACCCAAGCUCAGAAACAGCAGCAGGAUUUAGAUUUGAUAUAGAAAGAGUGGUCAUGGCCGUGUCAAGAAGACAGAAGGAGAACGAUACCUUUAAUGACAUCGCGGGGACCCUACCGAUAGAGGAGAGCGCCAAGGAACUGGACAAAGCCUCUGUUCUACGGAUAGCGAUACACUACCUCAAGCUAAGAGAUGUUCUAGCGGACUGUGAAGAAGAAACGAGUCCCAUCGAUCUCUCAUCAGAAAGAACUACUGAGCAUGAUGACCUGCACAACUUGGUGCCGAAUUUCUCAAAGGAUGUUCUACAGGCUUUGGAUGGAUUUCUAAUGAUGGUUUCUAAAGAUGGUCGUGUCCUUUAUGCAACUGACUCUAUCUCUCAGUACUUGGGCCUCAGACAGGUCGAUGUGAUUGGCGUACAUGUUCAAGACAUAAUUCAUCCUCAAGAUUAUUCAGAAGUUGCUACAAUCUUCCAGAGCCAAGGCUGUGACAUUGGGCCAGAGAUGGAAGCACUCUGCAAGGACCCGCUGAGAAGGAACUUUGUUGUUCGUAUGCGCUGUGCCUUCACACCCAGCGUACGCUCAAUCACAAGAUGCUCGAACUUUAAGCCCAUAUAUUGCUCUGGAUUUCUCAAGUUCUCGAACAAGAAGGUCAAAGAAGGAGAAUUUGUUGGUAUGGUGAUGCUUUGCAAGCUGGCCAGUGUCAUGAAGGUUAAGGAGCUCUGUGUUGGAGCUUUCUUUAAAACCAAACACUCACUGGAUCUGAGCUACACUGCUGUGGACACAAGGAUUAGGUGGAUAUUGGGGUUUGACCCUGCUGAGAUGGUUGGUUUUAAAGCUUAUGAAUACUUCCACCCUGGAGACCUAAUGGCCACAUCAAGCUGUCACACACAAUUGCUAGUGAAAGGUCGCUCACAUAGUCCGUGCUAUCGGUUCAUGGCUCGUUCCGGUGAUUGGGUAUGGGUGAGGUCUAAAAGCUGUGUCACGUACGAUUCUAUCACUCACCUACCAAACGGUCUCUCGAUUUAUACCUGGAUCGUAAGAUACGAUGAAGAGGAUGAAAGAAUGAAGGCCAUUACUGAAGGCAGGGACCCUGGCAGCACUGGAGUAAAGGACACUGCUGCUCUUCUCUCAGACUGCAACUCUUCCCUGGAUAUCAAAGGUCUCUGUGUUCCAAACUCUUCGUCUUCUCCUAUAGCAGUUGCAGCAAAUGAGUCAAAGCCACAGAAACCAUCAAACCUGGUAUCCCCAGAAGUAUCACCACAACCUCCUCCUAACAUUAAUCCAUUCCAUUCUCAGUCCAGCCCUCCCGCUCAAGCUAGUGGAUCGCCAUUUGGCACUCAGACAGUUUCCCACGAUCCAUUCAUGGGCGUUAUUAACGGGAGCCCAAACAGCACAACCAUAUCUUCUCCAUACAGCAGCUCUUUUGGUAGCUGUGGGCGUAAAUCAUCGCUAGAUCAAAUGUCAACACGAGAAACAACUCCUCCAUACUCCAGCUAUCCUUCGUACUCAGCCACACCAAGUGGUAGUCCUACCUCCUCACUCAACAGAAGGAGCUUGAGCCCCACAGAAACAGUCGGCUAUUACAAUGGAUCACCGACUACCAUAAUGUCCCCGCCUUAUUCUGACCCUUCGUACGGGAGCUUCCCUUCUCUCCCUCCUCCUCCUCCUCCUCCUCACCAUCAGGCGCCAUACCAACACUACAGCCCUUCAUCCUUUACUGUCGAUACCACUGUCUACAUGUCACCUCCUACUGGCGAGUAUCCGCUACCCAUUAACGGCAGAAUGGAUGGACAGUUGUACGGUAUGCCUGCCCCAAUGGUGGACGGCUUCUCCCUCAAACAAGAGCCAGGACUCCAUGCUGGAGUAGGAUUAGGGUCUUCCUGUGGUAGUUACGCUCAGUAUGAUUCUACUGGAUACAUGAGUGGACCGUAUUCCAUGGAUCCUAUGAGUUCAUUCAUGCCGGCCAAUGGACAGUUUAGCACUGGGUCGAGGAUUAAGGAGACUAAGUCUCGUUACGCUAAAGUAGGCGUGGCAGGCGGUCAUUAUAAGAUGGGGGCGGAGAUUGACGCGACAUCGGCAAUCAAUAACAUAUCUGAAUGGUUGAAGCACUAAUGUAAUGAACACUUAUGAACAAAAAGCAUACACCUGUACCAAUAGACUCCUGUCUUCCCUCUCAUCCUGUACCAGUUUAUAUGCCUACCCUUUUCUUCUCCCUCUCUCUCUCUCUCUCACUAGCUUUCAGUAUUUCCAUCACGUUACUCUUCAAUGACUCAA